AGCGUUGGUGGUAAUUGGACAGGAAUUAAAAACAUAAAGGAGGAAGAAGAGGAAAAGAAGCCAACUGUCGCUCGUCUUUUCUCCAACAAGAAAAUGGAUACGCGGUUCACUCGAGGGAAAUCCAACAUCUUGGAGCGGCCCCUAACCCGACCCAAGACUGAGGUCAGCGUGAGCGCUUUCGCCCUCCUCUUCUCAGAGAUGGUCCAGUACUGUCAGAGCCGCGUGUACUCCGUGUCAGAGCUGCAGACGCGGCUGGCAGACAUGGGCCAGAGCGUGGGCGCCAGCAUGCUGGACGUGCUGGUGCUGAGAGAGAAGAACGGGAAGAGGGAGACCAAAGUGCUCAAUAUGCUGCUUUUCAUCAAGGUGAACGUGUGGAAGUCUUUGUUUGGGAAGGAGGCUGACAAGCUGGAGCAGGCCAACGAUGACGACAAGACUUAUUACAUCAUAGAAAAGGAGCCCCUUAUCAACGCGUACAUCUCCGUGCCCAAGGAGAACAGCAGCUUGAACUGCGCCGCCUUCACUGCAGGGAUCGUGGAGGCCAUCCUCACACACAGCGGCUUCCCCGCUAAGGUCACCGCCCACUGGCACAAGGGCACCACGCUAAUGAUAAAGUUUAACGAGUCAGUCAUAGCCAGGGACAAAGCUCUGGACGGCAGAUAAGGAAGAGCGGAGAGAGUGGGUGGUUAUGUUCGUCAGUACAGCCUAGUGUUUGUUCCUGACUCAGUUUCAUGGUGCUGAAUUGUGAGACGGGAUGACUUAAUGGAUUUAAAUGGAUGACUGCACCAUACUGAGCCACGUCUAGAGCAGAAAACAUGCAGCUAGUUGGUUCAACCCUUCUUAUGUGGAUCAUCUCACUCCUGUCAUACCUCAUGACGACAGUUUACUUAAAAUCACUUUUAAUGUGUAGUUUCAUGUCACAUUGUUACAGAUCAUCAUUUGGGUAUUUUCAUUUGUAAUUCUGAUUUUUGAGUCCACUAGGUUAGUUAAAUUUAAAAUAAUGUCACCAUUGGCUUGUGGAAAUUGUGAUGGCCCUUUUACACUGUUUUACACUUUUAUGGACAACACAAUGAAUAAAAAAACAACAGAUUCACAGAAUGAAAGGAAUUGUGAUGUGUAGGCAAUUGCCUCAAGUGAAACUGAAUAAAAAUAAACCACUUAGGCUGCAUUCACACCAAAUAAGGCAAUGUGGCGAAACUCAAGUCCACCAAUUAAUUUGAGUGGAGGUGAUGGGUUUGGGAUGGGGCUGUUGACAACAAGAAAGUCUUUGCAUGUCUAGCUGCUGUAAAUGAAUGAAGCUGCCUUCAUGUUAGGGCUGGGCGAUAUGGACCAAAAGUCAUAUCCCGAUAUAUUUAGGCUGAAUAUUGAUAUACGAUAUAUGUCCCGAUAUUUUUUUCGCAAAGUGAGAGCAUAUGUUCAGUCAAAGUCAAAGCCAAAUAUGACUUGUCACAAGUAGUUAUUGAAACCAUUUAUUUAAAUGAACAUAAAAUACUUCAUAACAACAGGAGUACCUGUUUUUCAAAAUUAAAGCUCCAUGAAGCGCACAUUUUAAUAAAAAAAUAUCUUAAAUAAAAGCCGCAGCUUGCCUGGAGCAAGGAUCACAGAGCAAAUAUCACAUUUAAAAAUAUAUACUUAAAAAUAUAUAGAUAUAUCGCACAGCCCUACUUCAUGUGCAGUUGGAAAUGUCCAGGUCAUUAAAAAAGCUGUCCACCUGUGCUGCAUUUUGGGGUAAAAUUCACAACAUGAUGUCACACAAAUGGGCCAUUUAAAUGACACUGUAGCACAAUCCUGUGUAUCACCGCAUCACCUUAUUUGGUGAGAAUGCAGCCUAAACCAAUCAGAGCAUGUUUGGUUUAUUCUAUGGUAAUAAAGAUUAAUGUCACAACGCCCUUUUUUAAAGUGACAAAUAAUUUUUUUUGGUCCAGACUUGAGAUUUUUUCUCAAAAGUAUUUUCUCUGUUUCAUUCCAGUUCAACUCCAGCUGCAUGUUUCAACUCUGUAAAAUUGAUUGAUGAUGAAGGCCAUAGCUACCAUUGAUGGCACUGAGGUCAUGUUCUCACCAUCUUAAUUUUAUGAAAUUUUGUGUAUUUCUAUUUUGUG
This is a messenger RNA of Centropristis striata (black sea bass), 2096 nucleotides long. It is a transcript of the gene trappc5, whose product is annotated as trafficking protein particle complex subunit 5. The transcript has 3 exons. Gene Ontology annotation, biological process: endoplasmic reticulum to Golgi vesicle-mediated transport. Gene Ontology annotation, cellular component: TRAPPI protein complex; TRAPPIII protein complex; TRAPPII protein complex. The record is from RefSeq and is a predicted model, not a curated record. NCBI's taxonomy places the organism in Eukaryota, Metazoa, Chordata, Actinopteri, Perciformes, Serranidae. The coding region runs from base 94 to 660 and encodes 188 amino acids.